AAUGGCUACUGUUCCUGAAGGUAGCGACUCUAAUUGGCCUCUGGUCGACCGCAGUCGCGACGUAUCCCAUCUUCAUCCCGAAGUCCACAAUCUUGUUGAUCUGUCAAACACCGUUGACACGACUGUUCACACUCGUGAGCUUCCAGGUUGGUCUGAUGAGUAUUAUCUGGACGAACUGGACUAAUGGUAGAAUAGCCGUUGUCCACGAACGCGUCACGCCGCAUGUGCAUAAUGUUCGAGAGGAGGUAGUGACUCGCGAGACUCAUACAUAUGACGUGAUCCAUCGGGUACAGCCAGUUGUGGAUGUAGAGGUACUACCCACGAAGCACUUCGUGCACAACCUUGAUGGAACAUUGAGAGAAAUUUCAGAGGCUGAAAUCCCUGGAAGAGUAGGCAAUUGGCAUGUAGCUGCGGGUCCAGCACCUGCGCCUGUUGAUCACAGUUCGACAGCAUCCAAGUCAGCAGUACCCUUACGAUCGUCGAGUCUCGCAGCCACGCAGUCUAUAGCUCCAGUCCAAGUGUCCUAUGUGGAAGAGACCUCAGCUGACGGCGUGCUGCGAUCGGUAACGACAUGGAAGCAUCCUCCACAGUAUGACCAGCGCGAUGCUGGGAGCUGGUCAAAAACUGCGUACGAACAGCCGGUGACUGCUACGACCAUUGCAGAUCAGCACACGGAAGCUGCUACAAAAGUAGUCCCGGUAAGAGCCCCGGAAACAGAGCCAGAAAGCGACUCCUCCGAGCAUGAUUACCAUGAUGCGCGGGAUCAGGUCGAAUCUCCAGUACGACACUCCGUCAAUUAUGACCGCUUGAGCAGCGAAUCCACUACCUCGAACCCUACCUUUCACGAUACGUCUCAUGGUUCGCAAAGCUCUGGUAUAUCAAAAGUCAUGGGCCGUGCGAAAGACGUAGGCAGGAAGGCCAAGGAUCGGCUCAGUGGUCGACUCGGCCAUUCUCGUGAGAGCAGCGGAGGCAUCGAUGCCAGGAUGAAGGAGCUCAACAUUCAAGAAUAUUCGGGCAAGCUGUCCAUCGAAAAGACUCCUCAUGGAACGCGUGUCACGUCACAGCCGCAGUCUGGGAGCCCUCAUGGAUAGUCUAUGUUAGCGACUGCCGGCAUGAAGUUCCCAUGGGAAUCGACCUUUGAUAUGUGUGGUUGAAGAUGGGACGCGUCAAGAGUAAUAUGCUGCAAGAUCGUGAAGCCAAGUCUGUGACGAAGCAGCUUGGCGGGCCUUUCUUGGGGAAGAAUAACAUCCGCACGGCUUACAGUAGGAGUACUUGAAGAAGUUCAAUAAUGAGACACAUAGAGCGAUCGAAGAAGUC
Pseudovirgaria hyperparasitica is the source of this 1317-nucleotide messenger RNA. RefSeq lists its product as uncharacterized. The record is from RefSeq and is a predicted model, not a curated record. The transcript is spliced from 2 exons. Lineage: Eukaryota; Fungi; Ascomycota; Dothideomycetes; Acrospermales; Acrospermaceae. Bases 156 to 1091 code for a protein of 311 amino acids.